AUGGAAGUGCCAGUGCAACCGUGGGCUGAUUUCUUGAUAGAAUGUCCAAGUAUCAAUAAUGGAGCUGGUACGUCUGAGUUAGUUGAAUCUGAGUGGGAAUGGCUUAAACAGUUGUGUGAAUUGGCUGAUGAGGAUUGCUGUUCGGAAGUUAAUAAUUCAUUUCAACAAGUAACAAUAACUUUCAGAUUGGAUGCUAGCAGUUAUUUUUUGAAGCUACAGCGGAGUGAAUCUUUUCCUGCAACUGGUCCGGGAGUUGUGACCAGCUUGGGUUCUGCAUUUGAGCAUUCAUGGCAAAGUGGUGAUACACUUUGUUCAUUGUAUCACAGCUUCGUUGAACGUUGUUUAAAGAUCGAUCUAGCAGUAAAACUGUGCUCGGACGUCAGAUAUCCAUUUACAUUCAUGGAAUGGACAAUUGAUGAAGAUGAACCUACUUGUAUAACCAUCACAUUGUUGUGCGAAGAAUGGAGUUCAAAAAAAAGCUUUCAGUUAUUUCUGGCAGUUGAUUGGUUAGAACCGAGUACUUUUCCGCGUGGACUCAUUUCUUCUGUUCCAGAAUACCUUCAGGGCUUGCGAUUUGAUGAAUGGGAUUCAUCAGAUUUAUUUGCUGAUAACCUGAUUCGAAUUUUCCGUAAUGUGAUCUCAUAA
Messenger RNA from Brugia malayi, 645 nucleotides. RefSeq lists its product as uncharacterized. The transcript has 4 exons. The record is from RefSeq and is a predicted model, not a curated record. NCBI's taxonomy places the organism in Eukaryota, Metazoa, Nematoda, Chromadorea, Rhabditida, Onchocercidae. Bases 1 to 645 code for a protein of 214 amino acids.